This is a messenger RNA of Vigna radiata var. radiata (mung bean), 471 nucleotides long. Its product is annotated as small ubiquitin-related modifier 1. The record is from RefSeq and is a predicted model, not a curated record. Bases 25 to 342 code for a protein of 105 amino acids. Gene Ontology annotation, cellular component: nucleus. Gene Ontology annotation, biological process: protein sumoylation. The transcript is spliced from 4 exons. Gene Ontology annotation, molecular function: ubiquitin-like protein ligase binding; protein tag activity. Lineage: Eukaryota; Viridiplantae; Streptophyta; Magnoliopsida; Fabales; Fabaceae.
CAAACGUACAGCCAGAGCCAGAAAAUGAAGAACAAUAUGGCUACGACUACCAUUGCUGGACUUAAGAGAAAAUCGCCACCAGAUGAUGUGUGUACUGAUGUCGAAUUAUCAAUCAGCUUUCAGGAUGGGAAUAAGUUGUUCUUCAAGGUGAAGCAUGAUUUGGAAUUUUUUGAUGUAUUCAGAGAUUUCUGUAAUAGAAAGAAGUUGGAAUUCGAGACCUUGAAGUUCAUACAUGAAGGUACUGAAGUUAAGGGGCGUCAAACACCCAAAAUGCUGAAUUUGGAAAAUGGUGCCGAGAUAUUUGCCGUGAGAAGCCAAGUUGGUGGUGGCGUGUCUUGUUGAGAGGGGUUAUUUCAGUGUUUUAUUGAGAGGGGUUAUUUCAAUUGGUAAGAUGUUGGAAAAUGGUUGUUACAUUGCAUUACUUUAACUGUUAUGGUUAUAUUAUAAAAAAAAAAAAAACUUAGUACUUCA